This is a messenger RNA of Exophiala spinifera, 3798 nucleotides long. RefSeq lists its product as uncharacterized. The record is from RefSeq and is a predicted model, not a curated record. Gene Ontology annotation, biological process: endoplasmic reticulum to Golgi vesicle-mediated transport; endoplasmic reticulum organization; intracellular protein transport. Gene Ontology annotation, cellular component: COPII vesicle coat; endoplasmic reticulum exit site. The transcript is spliced from 3 exons. Lineage: Eukaryota; Fungi; Ascomycota; Eurotiomycetes; Chaetothyriales; Herpotrichiellaceae. The coding region runs from base 1 to 3798 and encodes 1265 amino acids. Gene Ontology annotation, molecular function: protein binding; structural molecule activity.
AUGGUGCGCCUCAGGGAGAUCCCGCGCACCGCGGCCUUCGCGUGGUCUGCCGAUGCCAAUGCACCUUGGAUAGCGACAGGAACAAAAUCUGGCGCUGUUUCAGUCGACUUCAGCAACCAGACCUGCCUGGAGCUCUGGGAUCUCGCCCUCGACAGCCUCCAGCAGGGUCAGGAAUUGCAGCCGGCCGUCACACUCCCGACAUCGUCAGGGUUCCACGACCUCGCUUGGACGCCGGCACAAGAAGGUCGCAAGAGAGGGAUUAUCGCAGGAGCUUUCGAGAGUGGAUCUCUCGGACUCUGGGAUGCGGACAAGCUCAUCAACGGUGCUUCUGAUUCAACCAUCUUCGACAAGCCCAUACACACAGACGCUAUCAAAGCACUACAGUUCAAUCCAAAGAUCCCAAACUUCCUCGCUACGGGAGGCGCCAAAGGAGAAUUGUUCAUCUCCGAUCUGAACCACCUCGAUUCACCUAUAAGACUAGGAAACCCUGCCGCUCGGGGAGACGACAUUGACUGCCUGGAUUGGAACAAGAAGGUCUCAAAUAUUCUGGCUACCGGGAGCAGUGGUGGCUUCGUGACAGUAUGGGACAUGAAGACGAGAAAGGAGAGCUUGACGCUCAACAACUAUCAACGAAAGCCAGCCAGUGCGGUUGCUUGGGACCCUGAGAAGCCCACACGAUUGAUUACAGCUGUGUCUCUAGAUCAAGAGCCGGUCAUUUUGGUUUGGGAUCUCAGAAAUUCGAAUGCUCCCGAAAAGGUGCUAAGGGGACACGACUCAGGAGUCUUGUCCGUUUCUUGGUGUCCUCAGGAUCAUGAUCUAUUGCUAUCCUGUGGCAAAGACAACCGGACGAUCUUGUGGAAUCCACAGUCCGGACAGGCGUACGGUGACUACCCUGUGGUGACGAAUUGGACAUUUCAAACUAGGUGGAAUCCGCACAACCCUAAUAUGUUCGCGACUGCUUCCUUCGACGGCAAGCUCCAAAUCCAGACCUUACAAAAUACAAACCCUAGCAACACCGAAGCCGACCAAGGUCAAGUUGGGGACGGAGAAGACUUUUUCUCGCGGGCCCAAACACAACCCCAAUCAUCGUCUUUCUCGCUACCCAAAGCGCCCAAGUGGCUCGAGCGGCCCGUCUCUGCCUCAUUUGGCUUCGGUGGCAGGAUCAUAAGUGUCCGCCAAGCAGAUCCAGGGAAAUCAAGGUCUUCAAAAGUUUGUAUCAGCAAGUUCGAGGUUGAUUCUUCUGUUGGAAGUGCGACUGAAACCUUUGAAAAUGCUCUCAAGACUGGGGAUCUCAGCUCAUUGUGCGAACAACGAGCCUCAGCAGCAAAGACGGAGGAAGAGAAAGCUGACUGGAAGGUUAUCGAGACUCUCGUGUCCAAAAACCCAAGAGAAGAACUUGUGAAGUAUCUUGGCCUUGCAGAGACUUCGGAAGAGGUCGCAAAUGGUGUCGAGGAAAGUCAAGAUACUGGGACAGAGUCUACGGAAGCACCAGUCAAUGGUACUGCCAAAUCUCAUAAGCGAUUUCAAUCUAUCUUUGCUAGCUCGGCAGAUGGUGAUUUUCUUUCAGAACUUGCAGCAACCAAGGGCACGAAGACUAACAAUCCUUUCCAAAUUUUCACUGGUUCAGAAUCACCAGCCGAUCUCAAGAUUACACGAGCAUUGAUCCUGGGUAAAUUCGAAAGAGCACUGGAUGUCUGCCUUCAAGAAGACAGAAUGUCUGACGCUUUCAUGAUCGCUAUCUGCGGGGGCGAGGCCUGCAUCAAGAAGGCCCAAGAAGCAUAUUUCGCAAAGCAAUCCGAUGGUCCCAACUACCUCAGAUUGCUGGCCUCUGUUGUCGGCAAGAAUCUAUGGGAUACUGUGCAUAAUGCCGAGUUGUCGAACUGGAAGGAGGUCAUGGCCACUCUUUGCACAUUUGCCGACGAGCAAGAAUUCCCUGAUCUUUGCGAAGCUCUUGGUGAUAGAAUUGAAGAGCAGUCCGAUGAUCUGUCGCCUGUCGCCCGGAAGGAUGCUUCGUUUUGCUUCUUGGCAGGCUCUAAGCUGGAGAAGGUGGUUGCCAUCUGGAUCAAAGAACUUAGAGAGCACGAGGAAAGCGGAGCCGCAGACUCAGACGCCACAUCGGCCUUCUCCCUUCACGCUCACGGCCUGCAGGAUUUCAUCGAGAAGGUGACAAUAUUCAGGAAGGUCGUUAACUUCAAGGACGAAGAAUUGGCCAAGCCAGGGGAUUGGAAACUUGAAGCGCUCUACAGCAAAUAUCUGGAAUACGCCGAUAUUGUGGCAAGCUCUGGCCAGCUGGAAGUUGCUCAAAGGUACUUGGAUCUACUCCCUUCAGCAUAUCCCGGUGCCGAUGUUGCGAGGACUCGACUGGAGAAGGCGAGGAAGAAGCCAGUGGCCCAGCCUGCCGCCACCACGGCAAAGAACAAGCCUCUCCCUGCGAUGUCUGCAUUCCAACCACCAACAUCCACCUUCACUUCUGCAACUCCUCCCGUGGCAACUUCAUACGGCAACGCUCAACCUCAACCUUCAAACCCGUAUGCUCCGCCGUCAGCUACCGCUGCACCUGCCAAUCCAUACGCUCCAGCUGGCGGCUAUCAGCCUCCCCAACAGAUGCGCGUGCCACCUGGUCCUCCUCAAUCUUAUGGUAUGCCACAGCCGCCUCCACUGCAACCCCCACCACGGUUUACUCAGUCUCCGUCAAUUCCACCACCGUCACAGAAUAAGAACAUGGCGAAUUGGAACGAUAUCCCGGAAGGCUUUGUGAGACCUCCACCAUCAAGAAAAUCCACCCCUAGCGUGCCGGUGCAGCCUGUGUCCAACCCAUACAGUCCAGCCCCUGCUCAGCAACCCUCGCCUCCUAUAGCAACCCCUUUUGGAUCGAGACCAAGUAAAUCGCCUCUACCCCCACCACCAAAGGGCUCAGCACCACCCCCCCGGGUGUCUUCACCUCUUACCGGUGGCCUGCCACAAACUCCGAUUGAGAGGCCAAGUUCCUCUGCCGGUAAUGCAUACGCACCCCCAGCCGUCACCUCGCCUCCAGUGGGACCGCGUAUAACGUCACCUCCCAUUCCCAGAGGCCCGUCGCCAUACAACGCACCACCCUCGCAUGGCCCUUCAGCUCCGAACCGCUAUGCUCCCGCUCCUGGCUCCCAACCGACAGCAGCCCCUAAUUCGCGACCUGCAAUCGCCCCACCGCCUCAAGGCUCGUCGUACACCACCCCACAGCCUCCAGCGAACCCGUAUGCACCGUCACAGGCACAGCCACAGGCUCGUCCAAGCCCUUACGGCCCUCCUCCAACUUCUCAAACCCCACAACAAACAUCAGCGCCACCCUUGCCUACGCCAUCGCAGCAGUUCAUCUCUAGCCCUCCGACGGGAGGUCCCCCACAGCAAGCCCAACGCCCGGGUUCUGGAGGGGCUGAGAAGCGUGCUGCUGCCCCUCCUCCAGCCCGCAAACAUCCCAAAGGUGACCGUAGCCAUAUCCCGUCCAAUGCACAACCAAUCUACGAGAUACUCACAGCAGAAAUGGCGCGUGUCAAGGCUCGAGCGCCGGCCAGCUUCGAGCCCCAAGUGCGUGACACCGAAAAGAGACUCGACAUCUUGUUUGAACACCUCAACAACGAAGAUCUGCUUAAGCCAGACACGGUGAAUCAGAUGGUACAGUUGGCAAGUGCCCUGCAGAGCCGCGACUUCCAGACAGCGAGCGACAUCCAGAUGGAUGUCCACACGAACAAGGUCGAAGAGUGCGGCAAUUGGAUGGUUGGCGUGAAGAGGUUGGUCGGUAUGUGUCGGGCCACCCCUUGA